Naegleria fowleri is the source of this 1137-nucleotide messenger RNA. RefSeq lists its product as uncharacterized. The record is from RefSeq and is a predicted model, not a curated record. The coding region runs from base 1 to 1137 and encodes 378 amino acids. Gene Ontology annotation, molecular function: protein binding. NCBI's taxonomy places the organism in Eukaryota, Heterolobosea, Eutetramitea, Acrasida, Naegleriidae. The transcript has 2 exons.
AUGCUCAACAAGACCAAAACUCUUCUCUAUGGUCAUCAGGAUUGGGUGAGAUCGCUCGCUGUCUGUCCGAAUAAACACACCACCAUCUCGGGUUCCAAUGAUCACACCAUUAGGACAUGGGAUCAUGUGAGAGGUUUUUGUGAUCGGGUUCUGCUGGGACAUGAUUCCACUGUGAAUGCACUGAGUGUGAUGAGUAAUAAUAAUUUAAUAAUAUCUGGAGGUGCAGAUCAUACUGUAAGAAUUUGGGAUACUCGUAACCCGAUCGGAAGUGAAUGUGUUCAUAUGGUGAGCCAUGUGAGUGAUGUGAAUGAUGUUACUUGUUGGAAUGAUUUGAAUACCACCACAAGUGGUGAGAAUUACACAUUCGGAAAUGAUCAUUUGAUUUACAGCGUUGGACAAGAUAUGAAAUUAAAUGUUUGGGAUUUAAGAAAAAUGUCCUCAUCGUCAUCUAUGACAACUUUGGGAUCACAACACCAAUCGAAUAUUAAUAGUUUUGGAUUUUCAAAUAAUUUUUCAACAAGUAUUUCGUCUGGUCAAUAUAAUCAUUCUUUUGGAAAUGUGAACUUGAAUUUUGGAUCAUCGUUUGGUGUCAUGACGAAUGACAGUCGUGAACAAUCCUUACUGAGCUCAAUAUCAACAAAUUUUGGAACACCAUUUUGUUGCCAAGUUGGAAUGAUCCAUAACGAACAAGUAAUCUUUGUAGGAUCAAAGAAUGGCAUGUUGAAAGCUCUCUCCUUAAAUGAAGAAAACAAUUCCUAUCAAAUCGUCAAAAGUUAUCAUGGUCAUUAUGGGGAUGUGAAUUGUUUGAGUUUUAACGCUGAAAAUUCGACCCUAGUCAGUGGUGAUAGUGGCAACAUGGUCCAUGUGUACAAUAUUCAUCAAGAAACACCCUUACAAACAUUGAGAGAUCAUGGCGAUAGUGUGACUUGUUGUCAAAUUCUUGGAAAUUCAAUUUAUACGGGUUCCAAGGAUGGCACCAUUCGUGAAUAUGAAUUCUCAAGUUCCGAACUUUCUCCGAAAAGAUGCUUGGAAAGGCUAUCCAUGCAAGUGUUUUCAAUUGCAGUCGGAAGAAAUCGAUUACUAUUUUGUGGAAGUGAUGAAGAGCCUGUUCGAUGUUGGGAUGUUUCAGGAUCCUGA